Molecule: messenger RNA, 640 nt
Organism: Aspergillus pseudotamarii
Lineage: Eukaryota; Fungi; Ascomycota; Eurotiomycetes; Eurotiales; Aspergillaceae
Exons: 1
Coding region: 157-363 (68 amino acids)
Source: RefSeq, a predicted model, not a curated record
AUUUCCUUAAAAAAGACAACCCCGAGAACUAUAUAUAGUUUUAUGAGAUACGUGCAAUUUUCAAGGGCAGGGAAUGCUACAUAAUGCCCUCAUUUUCUCCAGAGAAUGGGGAAACGUACACGCGGCUGAUGCUGUGUUACCUUGCAUUCAGACCCAAUGAAGCAUGGCACUGGAUUAAUGUUAAGUUUGACUUCUUUGGGAAUGGGGGUUUCCUUUCCCUUUAGCAGGAGUUGCCAUGUUUGUCCUGGGGUGCUCUUUUUAUCCAUGCAUAUGGAACUGGUGGUCGUAUAUUCGGCCUGUGGACUGAUUGUUAUUAUUUUUUGGGGGAUUGGUACUGUGGUCUCCUUUCUGAGCUUGUUGUGAUUUAUUUAUUCUUCGUCGUGGAGGAUGGCUGUGGUGAGUGGUUACUGUGCUUUUGUAAGUUUUAUGUAGAGUGAUAUGAUAAUAGUACUGUGCCUAGGGAAUUGAAAGGGUGUUUUUGUGCUGUUCGCUUGGUUAUGAAUGAUUUCGGACUUAUAGUGCUGGAUGGUGGGUUACUGUCAUGUGGUUCUGAGAUGUUGAAGGGUGUGGUCUAGAAGCUUUGGCUUGAUGGUCGGUAUGUCAUUGUUGGUGGAGUCUUAUACAUUGAAGUUAGGCUGCU